AUGAAAGCAAGCGUUUUCAUAGUGUUAGCUUUGCUUUUGUUGACCCAAAGUGCUACAGAGGCCAGGUCACAUUCCCACCAUAGUGGCCACCAACAAGAAUUAAGAAGAAGAAGAAGAGGCGGUGGUGGUGGUGGGAGAAGAGGAGGAACAUCUUGUGACCCGUUGUUUCAGUUCCUGUUCGGAACCUGUGGUCAAUGGCCUUUCUCAACAUCUGCCUCUCCGGACAACCCUUUUCUGCCUAGGCGAAGGCCUUCCCCUCGUAGGAGAUCUCCGCCAUUGCCGCCGCCUUUACCACCUUUAUUACCAUCCCCUCCUCCAAUAGUCUCAUCACCACCACCCUUACUUCCUUCACCUUCCCCACCACCAGUUACUUCUGCUCCACCACCUUCAUCUGCUCCACCACCUUCAUCCCCACCGCCGCUGUCACCGCCUCCACCAUUAGUUCCAUCACCACCACCACCGACAGAAAGUCCACCACCAUUUGUAUUUUCACCACCGCCGCUAGUUCUUUCACCACCUCCAACGCCAAUAUUUCCAUGGCUAACUCCUCCGGUCACUCCAUCGAUUCCAGAUUUAUCACCACCACCAAACCCUUUCCUUCCGCCAGAGCCUGAUACGACACCAGCACCACCUCUGCUCCCAAUAUUUUCUCCUCCAGGCGAUGAAUUUACACCACUCCCGCCCGUAUUUACACCACCAGACGAUGAUUUUACACCAGCAACGCCACUACCGCCCGUAUUUGCUACUCCAACGGAGCCUAACAUGCCUCCAGAUGAUGGAUUUACACCAACAACGCCUCUUCUUCCCGUAUUUGCUCCACCAGUCGAGUUUCAACCAACACCACCGUUUCUGCCCAUAAUUUUUUCGCCGCCAGCACAAGAUUUGCCGCCUGAUGUGACCGUCCCAGCACCUAUAGUCCCAAUAUUUUCUUCACCACAACUUCCACCCUUUACAUUUGCACCACCCAUUGAAUCAACUGGUCCACCAAAUGUUUUUCUGCCAACUCCAGUAAUUCCAACUAUCCCUGAGCAGCCAUUUCCAUUUUCCUCCACUCCAUCAGCACCAGAUACGGGUUUCAUGCAGCCAGAGUCACCUCCGAAAACUUUCUUACCACCGGUCCAGCUUACUCCCGCAUUUGAUUCGCCUCCUUUUAAACAUUAG
Hibiscus syriacus is the source of this 1161-nucleotide messenger RNA. Its product is annotated as extensin-like. The transcript has a single exon. The record is from RefSeq and is a predicted model, not a curated record. NCBI's taxonomy places the organism in Eukaryota, Viridiplantae, Streptophyta, Magnoliopsida, Malvales, Malvaceae. Bases 1 to 1161 code for a protein of 386 amino acids.